AUGGCCUUCAAUCCUUGCGCAACCAGCCAAUAUGGCUUCUUGGGAGAACUCAACAACGACAACCGCUCGGAACCUCUGCAAGACCGCGAAGAAGCCCGUUACCUGAUUGUACAACUCAGCGAAACGGUCAAUAUCGCCGCAUGCAUGCUCGAGAGCUACCAAUGUGCCAGCAUCUUGUGCUUCAACACAAACGCUUUUACGAACGGUCCUUUACCGAUAUAUCCCACGACGUGCGCAAAAUUGGCCAGCACAUACGAUGCUCUCACGGUGCUUCCACUUCACAACGUCUUCGUUGCGCAGAUCGGCAGCCAUAAGACGCUACUCGAUGCCGCUAUGUCGUUCGGACCGUUGCUCUCCCCCGAUGCUGCCGGGCCUUUAUCUAAGCCUGUGCUGCAGGGCUCGCAAGGCACCAUCAUGGUAAAUGUGCCCACAGACGCAGAACUACGGUUCCUAAACUCUGUGUCCGAGAAGCUGAUCGAAAUGAAACUCGGCCUUGCUGGAUACCGCGGUUGGACGUCAGUUCUUCGGGAUGUGAGGAUGUUCUUGGGUCUCCCUCCAGAGAUCGAGAUCUAG
Messenger RNA from Saxophila tyrrhenica, 573 nucleotides. RefSeq lists its product as uncharacterized. The record is from RefSeq and is a predicted model, not a curated record. The transcript is spliced from 3 exons. NCBI's taxonomy places the organism in Eukaryota, Fungi, Ascomycota, Dothideomycetes, Mycosphaerellales, Extremaceae. The coding region runs from base 1 to 573 and encodes 190 amino acids.